Molecule: messenger RNA, 2703 nt
Organism: Eutrema salsugineum
Lineage: Eukaryota; Viridiplantae; Streptophyta; Magnoliopsida; Brassicales; Brassicaceae
Product: glycerophosphodiester phosphodiesterase GDPDL3
Exons: 8
Coding region: 149-2422 (757 amino acids)
Biological process (GO): lipid metabolic process
Molecular function (GO): glycerophosphodiester phosphodiesterase activity
Source: RefSeq, a predicted model, not a curated record
ACAAACGAAAUAGCCAGAACUAGAAGACCUCUCUCAUCCACCUCUCUCUCAAAUCUCGCCUCGCUCUCCGAGAAGAAAUAAGCCGGUCAAGUCGCCGGCGGGAGUAUAAAAGCAGGUUACGACGAAUUCCCGGCAAGGUAAUCCGACAAUGCGAGGGUUACGAGCUUCCUCGCUUUUACUCUGUGGUGUUGUUUUAAUUCAGCUGCUUGCUGCUCAAAUCGAUGCUCAGAAAUCUAAAAGUCCAUGGCUGACGCUCACUGGUGAUUUUCCUCGUGUGAUUGCUCGUGGUGGAUUUUCUGGACUGUUUCCAGAUUCGAGCCUCGAUGCUUACAAGUUCGCAAUGAUUACAAGUGUACCAGAUGUUGUUCUGUGGUGUGAUCUUCAGCUAACCAAAGAUGGAGCUGGGAUUUGCUUCCCUGGCUUAACAAUGAGCAAUGCUUCAUCUAUUAAUGGUGUUUACCCAAAUCGACAAAAGUCAUACCUCGUCAAUGGAGUCCCUACUCAGGGUUGGUUCACCAUUGAUUUCUCCUUGAGAGACCUCAAGGAUGUUACCUUGAUCCGAGGUAUACUCUCUCGGUCGGAAAAAUUCGAUGGAAAUGGAUACUCGAUUCAGACGGUUCAAGAUGUAGACGCGCUGAAACCACAAGGUUUCUGGUUAAAUGUUCAGCACGACGCGUUCUAUGCUGAGCAUAAUCUGAGCAUGAGCAGUUUUCUGGUAUCAGCUUCGAAAACUGUAAUCAUUGACUUCAUCUCUUCCCCUGAAGUCAACUUCUUUAGGAAAAUUGCUGGACGUUUCGGGCGUAACGGACCGAGUUUUGUGUUCCGGUUUCUCGAGAAAGAGGAGUUCGAGCCAACAACAAACCGAACAUACGGUUCUAUCUUGAGUAACCUAACUUUUGUCAAGACGUUUGCUUCAGGGAUUCUUGUUCCCAAGUCUUACAUAUUGCCGCUCAAUGACGAGCAGUACUUGCUUCCUCAGACAUCAUCCUUAGUGCAAGAUGCUCACAAAGCUGGAUUGGAAGUUUUUGCGUCAGGUUUUGCAAAUGAUGUCGAUAUUGCACACGACUACAGUUACGAUCCAGUGUCUGAGUAUCUAUCUUUUGUGGACAAUGGAAAUUUCUCUGUCGAUGGUGUGCUCUCUGAUUUUCCCAUCACAGCAUCUGCAUCCGUCGAUUGCUUCUCCCACAUGGGCAGAAACGCUACAAAACAAGUGGAUUUUCUUGUUAUGUCAAAAAAUGGUGCGAGUGGAGACUAUCCAGCGUGUACAAACUUGGCAUAUCAGAAGGCAAUCAAAGAUGGUGCUGAUGUUAUCGACUGCUCGGUCCAAAUGUCCAGCGACGGCAAACCCUUUUGCUCAAGUUCGAUCGAUCUCGGGAACACCACAAUGGUCACCCAGACUCCUUUCAGAAAUCGUUCAGAAACUGUCCCUGAGAUUAGCUCAGUCGGUGGAAUAUACACUUUUAGUCUCACAUGGCCUGAGAUUCAGACCUUGACUCCUGCUAUAUCAAACCCCUACAGAGGAGGAUACCGUUUGUCUAGGAAUCCAAAAGAGAGAAAUUCUGGGAAGCUUCUUUCGCUUUCUGAAUUCCUUAACUUGGCAAAGGACUCGACCUCUCUCUCCGGUGUUUUGAUCAGUGUAGAGAAUGCAGCAUACCUUAGAGAGAAGCAAGGGCUCGACGUGGUUAAAGCGGUUCUUGAUACACUCACAGAGACUGGCUAUAACAAUAUUACAACCACAAAGGUCAUGAUUCAGUCAACAAACAGUUCGGUUCUAGUUGACUUCAAGAAACAGAGCAAGUACGAGACUGUGUACAAAGUUGAGGAAACCAUCCGUGAUAUUCUCGACUCUGCUAUCGAAGACAUAAAGGAAUUCGCUAGCGCUGUUGUCAUUGGAAAAUCAUCAGUCUUUGAAGUCACUGAUGGAUUAGUCAUUGGACAAACCAAAGUUGUAGAGAGGCUACAGAAGUCUCAGCUCCCGGUUUAUGUGGAGCUGUUUCAGAACGAGUUUGUAUCUCAACCAUAUGACUUCUUCUCUGACGCAACUGUUGAGAUAAACUCGUAUGUCACUGGAGUCGGUAUAAAUGGAACCAUCACCGAGUUCCCUUUCACAGCUGCAAGAUACAAAAGAAAUCCAUGUUUGGGCAGCAAAGAAAUUCCAUUUUACAUGGCACCUGUCCCACCCGGUGGCCUCUUAGAAGUAGUGAGUCCUGGGUCCCUACCUCCAGCCGAAGCUCCUAAACCGGUUUUCACAGAUGCUGAUGUCACUGAACCACCACUACCUCCGGUUACAGCAAAAGCCCCAGCCUCAACCCCUGGAACCCCAUCAACCAAUGCACAAGCACCUAGUGGACAAACCCGACUCACUCUAUCUCUUCUCCUUUCUGUAUUUGCAAUGGUUCUUGCCUCUCUUCUACUUCUGUGAUCAACCCUUGAUCACGUCUCCUCUCUGUUGAUAAUGUUAAGGUUAUCCUGUGUGUGACUCAGUCAAAUCUUAACAGCCGGAAACAUCAUUUUUUUUCCUGUUUAUAUUCUAGUUCUGUCCAAAAGAGCAGGAAAUUCUUGGAGUGUAACUUUCCCUCAGAUUCAUUUGAGAUAUUCGUUUGUUGUUGUAACAUAUAUUCUUAUACUCUUGCCUUGUGCCUUGUAAUAUUUAUGAGAUUGUAUCCUUUCUUAAACACGUAACCAAUUUCUUCUUCCAUUAAA